GGAAACGAGAGGAGCAAGAAGGCGAGGAGAGGCAGCGGCGAAGCGGAGGAACAGCCGCAUAAACCGAGGAUGAACCGAGUGAGGUUGAUCGAGAAGCUGUCCGACAAUGGUCGAGCGACGACGGAGAUCUCGUCGGAGGGAGCCGGGGAGAGCGCACGCAGCAGCGCUGCUUGCCGGAGGGAAAGCUCGGUGGAAAGCUCGACGCAGAGAGCUGAUGCAGGGCGCUGGCAGCAGAGACGGAGAUUCGGCGAGCGGCGGGCGGCGAGCAACGUCGGCGGCAGUGCCGUGAGCUCUCCAAGCGAGAGUAAGAGGAACCGGCGGAGGGGAAAGGCGACGCCUUCUUCCCCGUCGGCGAGAUCGCUGGAGGAGGCGAGAGGUGGAGAGAGGUUCCGUCUCUGUCAGAAGAAGAAGGGAGUUCGAUAAAGAGAAAGCUUGACGGAGUGUCCGGCGACGGUGCUGCGAUCGCCGGAGAAGAGCGGCGACGGAGAAAGCCGAGAAGAGUUUUAGGGAUUUCAAUUAAAAAGAAAUGAGAUUUGGGGGAGAGAAACCGAUGGUGGAGAAGGAGUAUAUUGGGUCUUUGUUGGGCCUAUUCCAUUACUCUUGAUUUAAUGCUAUUAGGAGUUGAUUGUGUUUAAGGUUUGGGCCAGAAGGGAGUAAAUAAAGUAGAGCUGGGCCUGUGAAUUAAAUAGAAAUUGGGCCAAGUCCCAUUUGGUUAGUUAAAAUGAAUGGACCAAUUUUGUGAAUGGUUUAAAUAAGCGGAGAUUUUAAUU
Messenger RNA from Salvia hispanica, 770 nucleotides. Lineage: Eukaryota; Viridiplantae; Streptophyta; Magnoliopsida; Lamiales; Lamiaceae. The record is from RefSeq and is a predicted model, not a curated record.